CAUUUCAGGGAUUUUGUUCUUGUAUUCAGACGUAUUUUGAUGGAACAGCUGAUCAAAUGACAACUCAGAGGUGUCUCAUCUCAUAAUGGAAGCAUCAACAAGUAGUGAAGACGUGCCUCAGACAUCUGUAGCUGCUCAGGUUCCAUUUCGGCAUUUAUGUACAACCUUAGAGAAAAUACAGAAAGCGAAGGCUCGGCCAGAGAAAGCCAAGUGUCUCUCCGAUUUCAUUGAUUCAUGGCGAAAGUUUCAUUCCGCUCUUCACAAGGACAAACCAAAGACCCCUGACUCCUUCUAUCCAGCCUUACGUCUCAUCGUUCCCCAGUUUGAGAGGGAACGGAUGGCUUAUGGGAUCAAGGAAAGCAUGUUAGCAAAACUGUUCAUUGAAGUCUUGGGCCUUCCAAAAAAUGGUCCAGAGUCAAAUAAACUUCUCAACUAUAGAGCUCCAACUACGUCUCAGGGGGAGGCAGGUGAUUUUGCCAUCAUGGCUUACUUUGUUUUGAAGAAGAGGUGUAUGAGCCAGGGAAACCUAACUAUUAAAGAGGUAAACGAUUUCUUGGAUUCAGUUGCUGUCAACAAUGCUGCUAAAAAGAAGGAGCUUGUCAAGAAAAACCUUCUACAUCUGAUAACGCAUAGCUCAGCCUUGGAGCAGAAGUGGCUAAUCAGAAUGAUCCUGAAAGACAUGAAGUUGGGCAUAAGCAAAGAGACAGUGCUUCAAGUGUUCCAUCCAGAUGCUGUGGAGUUGUACAAUGUCACAACUGAUCUUUGCAAAGUGUGCCAGAAGCUUCAUGAUCCUUCUGUGAAUCUUAGUGAUGUGUCCAUUGAGCUGUUUUCAGCUUUCAAGCCCAUGCUAGCAGCUGUUGCCAACAUCAAGCAGGUAGAGAAGCAAAUGAGCAAUCACAGUUUCUAUAUUGAGACAAAGCUGGAUGGUGAACGCAUCCAACUGCAUAAAGAUGGAGAUGUGUACAAGUAUUUUACACGCAACUCUUUUGAAUACACUCAACAAUUUGGGGCAUCCCCGUUAGAAGGCUCUUUGACCCCUUACAUUCAUGAUGUCUUCAAGCCUCAUGUGAUAAGGUGCAUCUUGGAUGGUGAGAUGAUGGCAUACAACCCCACUGCUGAAACCUUUAUGCAAAAGGGAAGCAAGUUUGAUAUCAAAAGGCUAGUUGAGGAUUCUGAUCUCCAAACCUGUUUUUGCAUCUUUGAUGUUCUUUUAGUUAAUGACCAGAAAUUUGGACAUGAGACACUAAAGAAACGUUAUGAAACUCUGCAUACUGUCUUCACUCCAAUAAAGGGCCGAAUGCAUUUGGUGCCAAAAAAAGAAGCUCGAACCAUGCAAGAAGUGGUGAAUGCCUUAAAUGAAGCAAUCGACAACAGAGAAGAAGGAAUCAUGGUAAAAGAUCCCUUAUCUAUUUAUAAACCAGACAAGAGAGGAGAAGGGUGGCUCAAGAUAAAACCGGAAUACGUGGAUGGUCUGAUGGAUGAGCUUGACCUGUUGAUCCUUGGGGGCUACUGGGGGAAAGGAACUCGAGGUGGGAUGAUUUCUCAUUUUUUGUGUGGUGUAUCAGAAACUCCUAAACCUGGAGAGAAGCCAACAGUGUUUCAUUCUCUCUGCCGCAUAGGUUCAGGCUACACCAUGAAGGAGCUGUAUGAUUUGGGCCUAAAGCUUGCUAAGCACUGGAAGCUCUUCCGUAAAACAAAUCCGCCAGCAUCCAUACUAUGUGGCACAGAGAAACCAGAAGUUUACAUUGAUCCCUGUAAUUCAGUGAUUAUUCAGGUUAAGGCUGCUGAAAUAGUGGGUAGUGAUAUGUAUAAAACAAAUUGCACUCUCCGUUUUCCUAGGAUUGAGAGGAUCAGAGAAGAUAAGGAAUGGCACCAAUGCAUGACACUAGAUGAUCUUGACCAGUUCAGGAAUAAGUGCUCUGGAAAACUAGCAUCAAGGCACCUAUGUGUCAAUGAAGAUGAACCAGAAAAGAAGAAGCGGAAGGUGGUGGCAAAGCCAAAGAAGGUCAUUGGUAUUAUUGACCACUUUAAAUCUCAGGAUCUGUCUGGUGUCACAAAAGAGUCUAGCAUGUUUGAAGAUGUGGAGUUCUGCAUCAUGAAUGGAAGUGAGGAGCACCCCAAGGCAGACUUGGAGAAAGGAGUAGUGAAAUGUGGUGGAAAUGUAGUCCAGAAUCCAAGUCAGGACACUUACUGUGUGAUUGCAGGUGUGGUGAACAUGAGGGUAAAGAACCUGAUUUCCUGCAACCAGCAUGAUGUGGUCUGGGCUCCCUGGCUGCUGGAGUGUUUGGAGAAGAAGCAAUUUGUGCCAUGGCAACCCCGUCACAUGAUUCAUAUGUCGCCAUCCACACAGCAGCACUUUGCCAAGGAGUAUGACAAGUUUGGGGACAGUUACUAUGCUGACACCAAUGAGCAGGAGUUGAAGGAGGUUUUCUCUAGGGUUGAUAUCAAGGAUAAAGAGAUGCCAUCCAUUGCCAAUGUGGAGUCACAGUAUGCCUUGGAUGACUUGCCUACCAACAUGUUCAGACCAUUCCGAGUUUAUUUAGACCGCUGCACCGAAAUUGGAGAUCCCAGGAGCCUCAUAUGCGGGACUUGCUUGGACAUACGGGCUCUGGAGUUUCGGUUCCAUGGGGGAACAGUGGUGUCUGAGCUGACAGAAGGGGUCACUCAUGUUAUCGUUGCUGAGGAGACUCGACUCCUCGAUUUCAGAACACUGAGAAGGCUGUUUGCCAAAAAGUUUAAAAUUGUGAGAGAAUCCUGGGUGACAGACUGUAUUAAAGCAGGACAUUUACUGAAUGACAAUGAAUACCUUGUGUAAUGCUCAAAGUCAAUACAUAAAACAAUGUUAUGGAUGUGCAGUUCUGUGCAUGCAGGAGUAAAACUUAAGUGAAGCGUUAGCCUCCUUUGCAUACAUGUUAGUAAAGAGUCUAAAAGCAAAAUAGUUUUUGAACUGAUUUGCGAUAUAUCAAGUUAUCAAGUUAUUUUAGCUGCAAUAACAGUAAAUUAUGUAUUUACAGCUGUGCUUAACCCCUGGAGUAACAUUUACUUACACUGGAGUUCAGGUAAUAUGGUAAUUUCAGAAACUUUGUGUGAAAGGAAUGAAAAUGCUAAUAUCCGUGUUGGUACAGUUACUGAUGAUGCAGCUAAUAGUGCCUGA
Messenger RNA from Scleropages formosus (Asian bonytongue), 3154 nucleotides. It is a transcript of the gene lig4, whose product is annotated as ligase IV, DNA, ATP-dependent. Gene Ontology annotation, biological process: DNA biosynthetic process; nucleotide-excision repair, DNA gap filling; double-strand break repair via nonhomologous end joining. Gene Ontology annotation, cellular component: DNA-dependent protein kinase-DNA ligase 4 complex; DNA ligase IV complex. Gene Ontology annotation, molecular function: DNA ligase (ATP) activity; ATP binding; DNA binding. The record is from RefSeq and is a predicted model, not a curated record. The transcript has 2 exons. NCBI's taxonomy places the organism in Eukaryota, Metazoa, Chordata, Actinopteri, Osteoglossiformes, Osteoglossidae. The coding region runs from base 86 to 2815 and encodes 909 amino acids.